ACCUACCUCGCCGCGGCCGCACAGAUUCCCCGCCUGAUACCGUCCCAGGAUCCCAGGGGAAACCUGACGGCCAGGUUCCCUCGUGCCAGCUGCCGGGAGGCGGGAGGGAGUGCCCUGAAACUCUAAUCUCAUUGCCUGGCCAGAAAAGGAAGUAAUCCCUAGUGUCAGCAGAUUCAGCGGUACUGGUGUAUAAUAGGAUCACCAAUAUACAACAGGAAAAAACAAAAGUGAAAGAUUAUCAAUAUAGAUUAUUGAGUAGGAGUAAAGAAGGUAAAUCAAAAAGGGGAAAAGAGAUUACAGACACAGAAAAUGUCAGACAACAAAGAAAGGAAGAGUCAAGGAUUUCCUAAAGAAGAUAACCAAGACACAAGUUCAUUAGCUGAUGCUGUAGAGAAAGUUGCAAAGCAACAACAAUCACAAGCAUCAGAGAUAGAAAAAAACAAAAAGGUUCUGUUCAAUUUGAAGAAUGAACUUCAUGAGCUUGAAAAAGAAAUAGCAGCUAUCUCUGCAGAAACUAAAGAAACAGAAAGACAAAUUUAUCAACAAGAUUCUGCCAUAGAGAAUACCAAACUUCAUUGUGAUAGCCUGGAAACUCAAAUCAAAUCCUUACAUUCAGAAAAUGUAAAGCUUAAAUUUGACAUAGAAACAGCCCAAGAAGAUUUUGAGGAACACAUGAUAAAAUAUAAUGCAUAUUAUGCAAAAAUAAAAGCACAUAAAAAUAGUUUGGGGGAAGUAGAGAGCAAAUGGUCAUUUAUGACUGAACUCCAUGAAAAGCGAGAUUUUGUUAAAAAAUUAAAGACAAUGAAAGAAGAACUUAUGCAAGAUCUUCAAAAUCCAGGAGGGAACCGAAUAACACAAGUACAGGAAGACAUUACAAACUUAAAGGAUAAAAUUAUAACUGUAAAAGAAUCUAUCAUUGAAAAAACUUGUUUUCUUGAGGAAGAAAAAAAGACACAUGAAAAAUUAAGAAAAGAAAUAGAGGCAAAGCGAGAUGACCCAAUAGAAGCCUGCACCACUCAUUCCCCAAGCAGGAGCAUCAAAUUCUAACUAUACUCAAGAGCACCAUCAUCACAAGAACCCAAAUCAGGUGAGCAAUCACAGUACCUAGUUUCAACUCCAUAUUUCUGAAAGAGGCUAGAAGAGAUAGUCUUGAAGAGCCAAACUACCACUCCUCCAUACCCCAGCAGUGACUGGGGGCUCAGAGAGAGAAUCUGUGCACUUGAGGGAGGGACAACUGGGGGACUUUACACUGAACUCAGUGCUGCCCUGGGAGUAGAGAAUAAAGCUGUGCUGGGCUCACCUAGCGCCCACGCAUGGAGGAGGCUUUCAGAGCAGACCUAGCCAGAGGGGAUUCACCCAUCCCAGUGAUGGAAACUUGAGUUUCUCUGAAGGCCUUGCCACUGUGGGCCAUAAGUGCUCUGAUGUCCUAGGUAAACUUGAAGAGUAAUCUAGGGCACAAGGAUUGCAAUUCCUAGGCAACGCCUAGUGCUGGGCUGGCCUUAGAUCCUGGGAACUUGUCAGGUAAAUGGCCUAGAGCAAUACCAGACAGCGAGGCCAAGGGAGUGCUCGCACAACUCCUGCCUCAACCCCAGGCAGUGCAGCUCACAGAGAUGAAAGUGACUUCUUCCUUCUGCUUGAGGAAAGGAGAGCAAAGAGUAAAGAGGACGUUGUCUUGAAUCUUGGAUACCAGCCCAGCCACAGUGAGACAGGACAUCAGGCAGAGUCAUGAGGCCCCUCUUUCCAAGCCCUAGCUAGUGGAUUACAUUUCUAGACACACCCUGGGCCAGAAUGAAACCUGCUGCCUUGAAGGGAAGGACCCAGUCCUGGUAGGAUUCAUCACCUGCUGACUAAGGAGUCCUUAGGCCCUGGAUAACAAACAGCAGUACCCAGGUAGUACACCAUGGGCCUUGGGCUCUGAGAUGUGUUGGCUUUAGGUGUGAUUUAGGACAUUCUCAGCUGUGGUGACUACAGCAAAAGACUCCUUCUGUUUGAGAAAAGCAGAGAGAGAAGUAAAGGGGACUUUGUCUUGCACCUUAGGCACCGGCUUGGCCACUGGGGAGUAGAGCACCAGCAGACCCUUGGGGUCCCCGGUUCCAGGCCUAGGCUCUUGGAUGGCCAUUUCUGGACCUGCCUUAUAAAAGAAGGGGAGCCCACCACUCUGAAGGGUGAGUCUCAGGCCUGGAAGCAUUCAUCACAAGCUGACUGAAGAGCCCUUAGGCUCUAAGUGAACAUCAGCAGUGCCCUGGCAGAACCCCACCAUGGGCUGGUGGUGGUGGCAGCCACAGGGAGAGGCUCCUCUCUCUGUGAAAAGGAGGGAGAAGAGUGGGAAAGGCUUUGUAUUGUGGUUUGAGUGCCAGCUUAGCCACAGUAGAAUAGAACAUCAGGUAAAUUUCUAAGGUUUUUGACUCUAAUCCCUGGCUCCCAGACAGCAUCUUUGGACCCAACUGGGGCCUGGGGGAACUUACCACCCUUAAAGAAGGGACACAAACUUGGCUGGCUUCGCCACCUGCUAAUCAUAGAGCCCUAGGGCCUUGAGUGAUCAUAGGCGGUAGCCAGGUAGUGAUUACAGGGGGCCUUGGGUGAAACCCAGUGCUGUGCUGUUUUCAAGUCUGAAUUGGUGCAGUCCCAGUGGUGGUAGCCUGUGUUCCCCACCCCCAGUUUCAGGGAACUCAGCAGACAGAGACAGACUCCAUUUGCGGGAAAGUGAGGGAAAAGAACACGAGUCUCUGCUUGGUAAUCCAGAGAAUUCUUCCAGAUCGUAUGCAAGACUGCCAAGGCAGUAUCUCUAUGAGUCUGCAAGAACCACAGCAUUAUUGGGCUUGGGGCUCAAGUUCCUUCUAACACCUGGAAAGCCUUCCCAAGAAGGAGGGGCACAAACCAGCCCAGACUGCAAAGACAACAAUAAAUGCCUAACUCUUCAGUGACCAGACACUGACGAACAUCUACGAGCAUCAAGACCAUCCAGGAAAACUUGAGCUCACCAAAGAAACUAAAUAAGGCACCAGGGACCAAUCCUGGAGAAACAGAGAUAUGUGUCCUUUCAGACAGAAAACUCAAAAUAGCUGUGUUGAGGAAACUUAUGAGAAAUUCAAGAUAACACAGAGAGGGAAUUCAGAAUUCUAUCAGAUGAAUUUAACAAGGAGAUUGAAAUUAUUUAAAAGAAUCAAGAAGAAAUUCUAGAGUUGAAAAAUGCAAGUGACACACUGAAGAAUGCAUCAGAGCCUCUUAAUAUCAGAAUUUAGGCAGAAGAAAUAAUUCGUGAGCUUGAAGAUGAGGUAUUUGAAAAUACACAGUCAGAGGAGACAAAAGAAAAAAGAAUAAGAAAGAAUGAAGAACACUUAAAAGAUCUACAAAAUAGCCUCAAAAGGGCAAAUCUAAGAGUUAUUGGCCUUAAAAAGAAGGUAAAGAGAUGGGGUAGAGAGUUUAUUCAAAGGGAUAAGAGCAGAGAACUUAUCAAAUCUAGAGAAAGGGCCAGGCCUAGUGGCUUACGCCUAUAAUUCCAGCACUUUGGAAGGCUGAGCCAGGCAGAUCACUUGAGGUCAGGAGUUCAAGACCAGCCUGGCCAACAUGUUGAAACCCCAUCUUUACUAAAAAUACAAAAAUUACCUAGACAUUGUGGCAGACGCCUGUAAUCCCAGCUACUCGGGAGGCUGAGGCAGGAGAACAGCUUAAACUUGGGAGGUGGAGGUUGCAGUGAGCCAAGAUUGUGCCACUGCACUCCAGUCUGCACUACAAGAACAAAACUCUGUCUCAGAAAAUAAAAAUGUUUUAAAAACCCCUACAUAAAGAUAUCAAUACUCAAGUCCAAGAAGGAUAUUGAGCAGCGAGUAGAUUUAACCCAAAGAAGACUAUCUCAAGGAAUUUAAUAAUCAAACUCCGAAACUCCCAAAGGUCAAGGAUAAAGAAAAAAAUCCUAAAACACAUUUUUCUUACUGGCUUAUCCUGGACCUUAUGGAAUAGCAUAUGGAAUAAGACAUUUGAGAAUAAAAUUUGGUUUAGGAUAGCACUAUUAUAAGUUGAUAUCAAACAUUGUUCUAAAUAGAAAAAUACUUUUCAAGAAUAUUCUCAAUAGCAUGUGUGUUUUCUCUACAGCAAUUUUUAAAAGAACGCAUACCCUUCAAAAUGUGUAAUUAUAAAAGCUAACGUGUACUGGACCUUUACUGUGAGCCACAGCAACACUAUAAAGUGGAUCACAAAUAUUCUCAUUUUAGAGAUGAGAAACUGAUUUAUUUCCCGUGAUUCUUAUAUGAAGAAAAAUUCUGCUUCAUCAGCUCUUUGAUUAACUGGAAACAUGGUUCAUAGAAGAGAGGCAGGAUUGAUACUCGAUUCUUUCAUUUUAGUUUUCAAUUUUUAGAAUAAGAAGCCAGUGUUCUAGCCAUAUUCAAAGGUAAUAAGCCAGAUUCCCUUUUCAAAGCAUUAUAAUUAACUCGUAGAUUUUUAUAUAUUUGAUGUUGUAAUCAGUGACAGUAUUAUUAUUGAUGUUCAAAUAGCCCUAUCUUUGACCAGUGAGAGCUUCUCAAGUUACCUUUAAUGUCCUUUCGGCAAAACCCCAAGUUUUUGUAACUUACUUGCUUAAGGAGUGUCAAGUUGUCUCAUACUUACCAUCUAUAUUCCCCGCCUUAGACCUGAAACCUGCUACUUUACCGUGGAGCUCCUGUGUUUUUUUAAAUUAGGAAAUAGUAUUUAGAAACCACAAGCUCAGCAUUAAGGGUGUUCAUCAAAACUAGGUUGUCACUAUCCCUCAGGCUUUUCUGUGGGUAGAGGUAGAAAACAACAAUAUUUUUGGACUUAUAAGUAAAUCAUCAGUUUCUACUGUAUUUUUGACAAUAGUUUGGACUGAUUUUUAAAAACCCAUCAGUUUAUACUAUGUUUUUCAAGUCAAAGAUUACAUAGAGUUUUCCUUAACACCUUCACUUUUAUAGAUGCACUUUUUUCUCCUGUGCUGAAAAUUUUAGAUCCUAAAUCACAUUAAUACAAAUAUUUAUUGUUUCAAAAUAAUAAUAACAAUUUUAUUGACAAUAAAAAAAACUUCAGGUUUUUGGGUCUUUUUGUCCUUAUGAUAUUCUACUGGCAACGAACAGACAAAAUAUGUAUUUUGUUUCUCUUUUUCAUAUUUUUAGAAAUCACAUUUUUAUAUUUUUAGAAAUCACAUUUUAAAAUCUUUAUUUCAUCUUAUUUUUUAAUUAUGUGAGAUAUUUACAUGUUUACAAAUUAAAAUUAUAAAAUAAGGUAACUUUAGGGAGGUCUGGAUUCCAUUUCUGCUCUCUUCUUAUUUUCCUUAUCCCUCUAUGGCAUACAAUUUUUAUUUUUUUGAUUCAUUAUUUCAUUGUUUCAUUUUAAAUAUAAGAAGUACUGUAUUUAUCCCUUUAUGAGACAAAAAGUAGCGUAGUAUAGGCUGUUUAAACUUUGUUGGCUUUGUUGCUUAUUUUUACUAAAUAUACUGGACAUAUCUCCACAGUGAUACAUAGAGGUCUUCCUAAUUUCUUUUUCAUAAUUACAUCACUUUUCAUUCUAAUGGAUGUCCAUGGAUUAUUCAACUUUUAAUGAAUAUUUGGGUUGUUUGUAAUCUUUUGUUGUUACAAAUAGUACUGCAAUGGAUGCUCCCUCAUGAAAACGUCAUUUUCUAUUUUAGCUAGUAUAUCUUUGGAAUAGACUCCUAGAAGUGGAAUUGCUUGCUGAAAACAUACAUACACACAUAAUUUUGCUAGAUAUUACUGAAUUCUGUCCCCUGGUGUUUUACCUACCAUUUUUAUAAUCACACCAACAAUGUAUGAGACUGUUUGCUUCUCCAAAGCCUUACCAUCGCUGUACAUUGUAAAGCUUUUGGAUUUUUCCUACAUAACAGGUCAGAGAACUAUUAUACAAAUAUAUUUUAAUAUGCUUUUAUCUAAUAAGUGAGGUUCAACAUCGUUCAUAUGUUUAAAGGCCAUAAGCAUUUCUUUUUCUGCUAAAUAUUUUUUUAAUUAUACUUUAAG
This is a messenger RNA of Homo sapiens (human), 5975 nucleotides long. It is a transcript of the gene CCDC122, whose product is annotated as coiled-coil domain containing 122. The transcript has 7 exons. The record is from RefSeq and is a predicted model, not a curated record. The coding region runs from base 310 to 1047 and encodes 245 amino acids. Lineage: Eukaryota; Metazoa; Chordata; Mammalia; Primates; Hominidae.